Messenger RNA from Myotis brandtii (Brandt's bat), 3175 nucleotides. RefSeq names its product SEC14 and spectrin domains 1 (gene SESTD1). The transcript is spliced from 17 exons. The record is from RefSeq and is a predicted model, not a curated record. NCBI's taxonomy places the organism in Eukaryota, Metazoa, Chordata, Mammalia, Chiroptera, Vespertilionidae. Bases 26 to 2113 code for a protein of 695 amino acids.
ACGUGAGGAAGUUUACUGGAGUAAAAUGGAGGCCUCGGUAAUAUUACCCAUUCUGAAGAAAAAACUAGCCUUCCUUUCAGGAGGAAAGGACAGACGAAGUGGCCUCAUUCUGACAAUUCCAUUAUGCUUGGAACAGACAAAUAUGGAUGAGCUGAGUGUCACCUUAGACUAUCUACUCAGCAUUCCAAGUGAAAAGUGUAAGGCUAGAGGAUUUACCGUGAUUGUGGAUGGCAGAAAAUCACAGUGGAAUGUGGUGAAAACAGUAGUCUUAAUGCUACAGAAUGUUGUUCCAGCUGAGGUGUCCCUUGUUUGUGUGGUAAAGCCAGAUGAAUUCUGGGAUAAGAAAGUAACACAUUUUUGCUUUUGGAAAGAAAAGGAUAGACUUGGCUUUGAGGUUAUUUUAGUGUCUGCCAAUAAAUUGACUCGUUAUAUAGAACCAUGUCAGUUAACAGAAGAUUUUGGUGGAAGUCUCUCUUAUGAUCACAUGGACUGGUUAAAUAAGAGGCUGGUUUUUGAGAAGUUUACAAAGGAAUCUACAUCAUUAUUAGAUGAACUUGCUUUGAUUAACAAUGGAAGUGAUAAAGGAAAUCAAGAGAAAGAAAGGUCUGUGGAUUUAAACUUCCUUCCAUCAGUUGAUCCUGAAACAGUUCUUCAGACAGGGCAUGAAUUGUUAUCCGAAUUACAGCAGCGUCGAUUCAAUGGCUCAGAUGGAGGAGUGUCAUGGUCUCCUAUGGAUGAUGAACUGCUUGCACAGCCACAGGUUAUGAAAUUAUUAGAUUCACUGAGAGAGCAAUAUACUCGUUACCAGGAAGUUUGUAGACAACGUAGUAAGCGUACACAACUAGAAGAGAUUCAACAGAAGGUGAUGCAGGUUGUGAACUGGCUUGAAGGACCUGGAUCAGAACAACUUAGAGCCCAGUGGGGGAUUGGAGAUUCCAUUCGGGCUUCGCAGGCCCUACAACAGAAGCACGAAGAGAUCGAGAGCCAGCACAGUGAAUGGUUCGCAGUGUAUGUGGAGCUUAAUCAGCAAAUUGCAGCACUCUUAAAUGCUGGGGAUGAGGAAGAUCUUGUGGAGCUGAAGUCCCUGCAGCAACAACUUAGUGAUGUUUGCUAUCGACAGGCCAGUCAGCUGGAAUUUAGGCAAAAUCUCUUACAAGCAGCCCUUGAAUUUCAUGGUGUUGCCCAAGAUUUGUCUCAGCAGUUGGAUGGCUUAUUAGGGAUGUUGUGCGUAGAUGUAGCACCAGCUGAUGGAGCAUCGAUUCAGCAAACUUUAAAACUGCUUGAAGAGAAGCUGAAAAGUGUUGAUGUAGGAUUGCAAGGUUUGCGUGAAAAAGGUCAAGGUCUUCUGGAUCAGAUCUCCAAUCAGGCAUCCUGGGCAUAUGGAAAGGAUGUAACCAUUGAAAAUAAAGAAAAUGUGGACCACAUACAAGGAGUGAUGGAAGAUAUGCAGCUUAGGAAACAAAGAUGUGAAGACAUGGUAGAUGUGCGAAGGUUAAAGAUGCUUCAAAUGGUGCAGCUGUUUAAAUGUGAAGAAGAUGCUGCCCAGGCAGUAGAAUGGCUAAGUGAACUUCUGGAUGCUCUGCUUAAGACCCACAUCAGAUUGGGCGAUGAUGCCCAGGAAACGAAAGUUUUACUGGAAAAGCAUAGAAAAUUUGUUGAUGUCGCACAGAGCACUUAUGACUAUGGAAGACAGUUGCUACAGGCCACCGUUGUGUUGUGCCAAUCUUUGCGCUGCACUUCUCGGUCAUCUGGGGAUACACUUCCUCGACUGAACAGAGUAUGGAAGCAAUUUACGAUAGCAUCUGAAGAGAGAGUACAUAGGCUGGAAAUGGCUAUUGCAUUCCACUCAAAUACCGAAAAGAUUUUGCAAGACUGUCCAGAAGAGCCUGAAGCUAUUAAUGAUGAGGAGCAAUUUGAUGAAAUUGAAGCAGUUGGGAAAUCACUUUUGGAUAGAUUAACUGUUCCUGUAGUUUAUCCUGAUGGAACUGAACAGUAUUUUGGGAGUCCAAGUGACAUGGCUUCUACUGCAGAACACAUCAGAGACAGGAUGAAACUAGUUAGUCUCAAAAGACAGCAGCUGAGACAUCCUGAAAUGAUGACAACAGAGAGCUAAUGGCAACCAGCUUCCCACAGAUCUGCGUUCACAAUAAUCCUGCAUGUCAUCGGCAUACUGCAGCAUUAGCCACAAUACAUUAAGAUACAUUUCACAGCCAAGAUAAGCCUCAUUUCUUCCCAUUACACAUUUCUCUCUACAUGUUAACACCUUGCAACUACCAAGGCAUAAUUAUUUAACAUGCUUUGAGACCAUAGACUCCAAGUAUCUUAAAAGAAGGAACUAUAAACAUUGCACUGAAAACCUGCUUUAAAGCUUUACCUGACCUGUCAGUUUGUAGAUGAACAACUGAUAAUAAGCUUUGAGUGGUGCUAAUAAGAGUUUAGGAAUUCUCUAUAUAAAAAUAAUUGCCCUUCCUCCCCAGGUGAUGUAGUAAAUUUAGACUAUAGUAAAAUGGUUAUUAGUAAACAGUGGUGUCCUCAAAAUUUUACUUUUUAAUUUUUCUUCAAAAUUGAUUAUUUUUAUUGUGUCAGUAUGAAGAAAACAUUCAGAUCUUUGAUAUAUCAUAGUCAUUGAAAGACAUUUUCCUAUUUGUAAUGAUAAUGUAUUAAAAGUUGUUUGUGCUUAAUAAAAGGCUUCUUUUAAACAUCGUAUUUAAUUUGGUGGUUAUAUCCUAUUUCCAAACAUGAGUGCCUUAUUAAAAAGGGCAUUCUUAGGAUUGUGAGGAUGGUUUAAUACUUGUUUUUUCAAGUUGGUUGCAUGUGUUUUAGCCUGAAGAUUCAUAUGUAAGCAUGUGUAUAUAAUAAAUAAGCAUGUUUUAUCAUGAAAAAUUAAUUGUAAAGAACAGUUUAGGUCUUUAAGAACUUACAAGUAAUGGGAAUACUGUUUCUAAUUUUUCUCUAUUUCAACUUGAAAAAAUGUUAUUCAAAUUAUUAACUACCCUGCAGAUACUUUGUUUUGGAGGAGGAGGCUGGGGAAGAAGGCAUACACAAUUACUUAAGUGUAAUCCUCUAUAUCAGAGUUAUCUUUCUGGAACUAAAGUAGCAGUUGUUAAGUUUAAUUUCUUAUGCUAGGCUAGAAGCAAAAUUCUGAAGUCUAAUGAAAAACUGUGCAGCUCUUUUA